Messenger RNA from Protopterus annectens (West African lungfish), 3109 nucleotides. RefSeq names its product EGF containing fibulin extracellular matrix protein 2 (gene EFEMP2). Bases 503 to 1849 code for a protein of 448 amino acids. The transcript has 11 exons. The record is from RefSeq and is a predicted model, not a curated record. NCBI's taxonomy places the organism in Eukaryota, Metazoa, Chordata, Ceratodontiformes, Protopteridae. Gene Ontology annotation, molecular function: calcium ion binding.
ACUGAUAGAAAUCAGUUAAUACUUUAAAUGUACUUCAAAUUAUCAUCCAUAACAAAUCUGGAAUGUUGGCCGUAAAAUGCUAAACUAAACGCUGCCUGAGGGCCCUUUGUAAUCGGCAUUCUUUGUGUCUUUCUGAUAGACAAAGCAGAACACAGUCUAGUUUCGGUGUAGAAUUUCUGUUUUCCUACCAUUUGUGCCCUUUUCUGUUGAGCUGUGAUUUUUUGUGAACAGCUGAGAUUGAAAGGUGUUUUUAUGUAGUUUAAGGCAAACCAGGUGCAGGGUGGAUUUUACUGGCAGACCUCCAGCAUCGUUGGCAUUUACCCAAAACUUCAAACGUGAAGACAGCAAGAGACAGCAGAGGGAGUUAAGAGUUGGGACCCUACGAAAACGGUCACUGCUAUUUCUCUGCCUUUCUCCUCAACGUGGUUCGCAGAACGUUUCACCGUGCCUGCCAACAAGUUUUCAAGAAUAACCCAGAGAUCUGAAUCACGUACACUUAAAUAUGAAGGUAAUGGAACUGAUUUCAUGUGUGCUGCUUGCAGCUAUGCUGUCUACAGCUGUUUCACAAGGACCAGAGGAACCUGAUGCCUACCCGGAUUGCACUGAUGGUUAUCGAUGGGAUCCAGACACACAGAACUGUAAAGAUGUAAAUGAAUGUGAAACCAUCCCAGAUGCUUGUAAAGGUGAAAUGAAAUGCUUUAACCACUAUGGAGGCUAUCUGUGUCUUCCACGUUCUGCUUCAGUAAUUGCAAACAGUAAUGCCUAUGAAGGAGUAGAAGCCCAAGAGACAGAACAAGUGAUGCCACCUGUCCGUCAGCCUUCAAGAGUUCACCAGGGUAACUGUCCACAAGGAUAUGAAUCAGAUGAUCGAAAUGGUUGUGUGGAUAUUGAUGAGUGUCUGUAUAACCGGCAUGAUUGUCAGCCCAGCCAGCACUGUAUCAACACUCAAGGUGGUUUCCGCUGUGAAUGCCCAGAUGGAUACCGCAAGGUUGGAGUAGAGUGUGUUGAUAUAGAUGAAUGCAGAUACAGGUACUGCCAACAUAGGUGCAUCAACUACCCAGGUUCAUUCACCUGUCAGUGCGAGCCAGGCUUCCAGCUUGACAGCAACAAUCGAUCCUGUAUUGAUGUAAAUGAGUGUGAGAUGGGUGCCCCCUGCCAGCAGCGUUGCGUUAAUGCAUAUGGAUCAUUUUUAUGCCGAUGUGAGCAGGGUUAUGAGCUUGAUAGGGAUGGGGUCAGUUGCAAUGAUAUUGAUGAGUGCAGCUACUCAAACUUCCUGUGCCAGCACCAGUGUCAGAAUGAGCCUGGAAAGUUCUCCUGUAUUUGCCCACAAGGAUACCAGAUGCGUGGAUUAAGGAUCUGUCAAGAUAUUAACGAAUGUGAGACAGAGGCCCACAGAUGCACAGAGACUCAGAAGUGUGUCAACCUUCAUGGAGGGUACCAGUGUGUGGAAAAAAACAGAUGCCAGGAGCCAUAUGUCCAGGUUUCUGAAAAUCGCUGCAUGUGUCCUACCACAACACCAGCAUGUCGGGACCAACCAGCUUCAGUGGUAUAUCGUUACAUGAGCAUCACCUCUGACAGAAGUGUUCCAUCUGAUAUCUUUCAGAUUCAGGCUACCAGCUUCCACACAGGAGCGUAUAAUACUUUCCAGAUCCGGAAUGGUGAUGAACAUGGAGAGUUUUAUAUCAGGCAAAUAACCAAUGUGAGUGCUAUGUUGGUGCUGGCCAGGCCAGUAACAGGACCUCGGACUUAUGUUCUGGAUUUGGAAAUGGUAACUGUGAAUCCUGUCUUGCGUUACCAGUCAAGCUCUGUCCUGCGGCUCACAAUCUAUGUAGGACCUUAUGCCUUCUAAAUGAAUAUCCAGCAGCUGUUCCCAGUGCUGACUCACAUAUUUGGUUUAAGCACACAUUCAAUCCAAUUUAAGCUACACGUGUUUGUUUUUUAUAUGAGGAAGCAUUUCCAUGUUUAUUCAGAGGUGGACAUGUUUGUAUGUGGAUUUUGUCAACCAGUUUUUCUUUUUCUUCUUGUUCAUGAGUUAACAGAGAGAUUCACGUAUGUCUUUUCUGAUAAACAUUUUAACUACAGUAGCACAUAUUUAUUCUUGAAGAAAAGUGUGCUAACACCUAUGAAAGACCACACUUGGUAACAGACUGCUUGUAUCUUUGCUGAAGAUGUAACUGCACAUACUGUCUCCAAGCUGGAAGGUACAGAAGGAAAUUGUUUAAAGCUGGAAGUGAACCCAAGAAAGAAACCGAUCAGUGUGCAUACUUUUAAGCACUGCAACUCAUAAAACUGUGACAUUAAACAUAAAAUUAACUAGCAGUUUAUUAUACACUACCAUGUAUGCACCUGGGCAUCCUAAGGUGUCCAUAUCAGCAAAGCACAGGUCUGGAGACAGCACCCAAAAGUCGGUAAUGAAUUCUCUAGAGUAUUUUUCAAUGUGUUAUGGUUUAAAGCAGAUUUUUGUUCCUUAGACUUAUUUUAAUCCUGUCAGAGAGAGUUUUGUUAGAACAUACUUAUCACACUGUCAUUAUGAAGUGCUGCUUUCUUUCUAAGCCUAUCUGCAGCUUCGAAAGUGUGUAAAAAUGCUGUGCUGAACUUUUUCUAGGAUUGCAUAGAAUACAACAGUGUUUUGCACUUUCCUUAAGACAGUUACAAGUUCAGAAAGAUUGAAAAGUCAUGUAAAUAUGCUAAAACCAACAUCAUUUUGCUUGUUUGCUACUGUAUGUAAUUUUGCAUCUUCUUAAAACUUUUUUUUCUCUGUGUAUGUUUUUGUCAAAUUUAUAUACAGUUAAUGUGUAAGAAAGAAAAACAAUAGGAAGAUAUAGCUUCGGCUUCUACCGGGAUAUGAUUUUAUGAAUGAAUAUUCUGUUAAGGCAAAUUGAUUUGUUAGACAUCAUUUAAAAUUUAUUUGAAACUGUUUUAAUAAAAAUAGAUCUGUAUGAUAUACUCUGCAUUAGGAGGGAUCCUGGAAAAACACUCAACUUAAACACUGAAUUAUUCUUUACAACUUCUGGAUCUUUCAUUAACAGCACAGGAUUUAAAAUUGUGGCCUUUCAACAGAUUACAAAAGUGUAAACUUCUUGACUGAGAAAUAAAUUAGGGGACUAUA